AUAUAAAACGGCUUGUGCUCUCUUACGAUUUGUCAGUUUCAAUUCAUUUCUCCGCCAUCGUUUGACUGCAUCAAAAUGAAAGUUUUAGUUAUCGCUUUAGUGCUUGCCUUCUGUACCACGGCAUUUUCAUAUGAAAUGUCUGGAUUUUUCAAAGAAGAUGCUCAUCCUGGCAAGUGUGUCUACAAGGAUUUGAUCUUAUCGGCCGGUGAAGAGGGAUAUCCCAAGAGUGAAUGCGUUCGCCUUUUGUGUGGUGACAAUAGUUUUGGCACAAUUCAGGGUUGCGGUACUCAAGCGGCUGCCCCUCCUUGUAAAUUGGGUGACUAUGUGAAUCGCGAUGGCAAAUAUCCCGAAUGUUGUAAACGCCACGUUGUAUGCCCCUAAUUUUGUAAACUGUCGAUCGUAGAAAAUAAACAAUUAGAAAAAUUUAAA
Messenger RNA from Musca domestica (house fly), 429 nucleotides. RefSeq lists its product as uncharacterized. The transcript is spliced from 3 exons. Bases 76 to 381 code for a protein of 101 amino acids. Lineage: Eukaryota; Metazoa; Arthropoda; Insecta; Diptera; Muscidae. The record is from RefSeq and is a predicted model, not a curated record.